This is a messenger RNA of Suncus etruscus (white-toothed pygmy shrew), 1887 nucleotides long. Its product is annotated as cytochrome P450 1B1. Gene Ontology annotation, molecular function: heme binding; monooxygenase activity; iron ion binding. NCBI's taxonomy places the organism in Eukaryota, Metazoa, Chordata, Mammalia, Eulipotyphla, Soricidae. The transcript is spliced from 5 exons. The coding region runs from base 1 to 1887 and encodes 628 amino acids. The record is from RefSeq and is a predicted model, not a curated record.
AUGGGACGCUGGAGAUCAAACCGGGAGCAAAGGCAUGCAUGUGCUAGAACUGGCACCACAGAGGCGCUGCUGAGGCAGGGAGGCACGCACAGGUUUCUCUGGGAACCCCGAAGGCACCGUUCAGUCCGGGAACCAAGCAGCAGCGCCCAGAGCUGGCUGCCCGCACAGCUGGAUUCUUGGGACAGGCAGCACCUGCCCCUGAGCAUCCGAAGUGGACUCCCGGGGUUCCAGAUUCCAACGCUAGUCCCUUGGGAAAGUCACUCCACUUCUCUGAACCCAUUUCUCCCCUUUUCCGGGAACCCACUGGCCACUCAACCCACGAUGCUGCUGCUGCUGCUGGCGCUGCUGGCGGCUCUGCAGGCGGUGCAGUGGCUGCUGAGCGCGCGGCGGCGACCCCCGGGCUCGCCCCCGGGUCCCCUGGCGUGGCCGCUCAUCGGCAACGCCGCGCAGCUGGGCAGGGUGCCGCAUCUGGCCUUGGCACGCCUGGCCAAGCGCUACGGCGACGUCUUCCAGCUGCGCCUGGGCCGCUGGCCCGUGGUGGUGCUGAACGGCGACCGUGCCAUCCGCCAGGCGCUGGUGCACCAGGGCGCGGCCUUCGCCGACCGGCCGCCCUUCCCGUCCUACCGCGCCGUGUCCGACGGGCGCGGCCUGGCCUUCGCCCGCUACUCGGAGCGCUGGGCGCAGCAGAGGCGCGCGGCCCUGCACACCCUGCGCGCCUUCUGCUCCGGGAACCCCCGCGGCCGGCGUGCGCUCCAGGGCCAUGUGUUGGGCGAGGCGCGCGAGCUAGUGGCCCUCCUGGUGCGUCGCAGCGCGGGUGGCCGCUACCUGGAUCCCCGCGAGCCGCUGCAGGUGGCCGUGGCCAAUGUCAUGAGCGCCGUGUGCUUCGGCUGCCGCUACCCGCACGAUGAUGCCGAGUUCCUGGAGCUGCUGGGCCACAACGCCGACUUCGGGCGCGCGGUCAAGGCGGGCAGCCUGGUGGACGUGCUGCCCUGGCUACAGAGGUUUCCCAAUCCCGUGCGCACCGCGUUCCUCCAGUUCCAGAAGCUCACCCGCAACUUCAGCGGCUUCGUGGGGCGCAAGUUCCAGCAGCAUUUGGAGAGCCUGAGGCCCGGCGAGCCCCCGCGCGACCUGGUGGACGCGUUCCUUCUCCUCCCCGGAACCCCGCAGCUCGCCCUGCAAGACGUAGCGGGCACCGUGGCGGAUAUUUUCGGCGCCAGCCAGGACACGCUCUCCACCGCCUUGCACUGGCUGGUCCUGCUCUUCAUCAGGUACCCCGACGAGCAGGCUCGGGUCCAGGCAGAGGUGGACCGCGUGGUGGGCAGACAGCGGCUGCCCGCCCUGACCGACCAGCACCAGCUGCCCUACGUCAUGGCCUUUGUCUACGAAGCCAUGCGCUUCUCCAGCCUGGUUCCCUUCACCAUCCCGCACGCCACCCGGGCCAGCGCCUCCGUCCUGGGCUACCACAUCCCCAAGGACACGGUGGUCUUCAUCAACCAGUGGUCGGUGAAUCACGACCCGGCCCAGUGGCAGCGCCCCAAGCACUUCGAGCCCUCGCGCUUCCUGGACAACGACGGCCAGCUGGAUGGUGACCUGACCAGCCGCGUGCUGGCCUUCUCCCUCGGCCGGCGCCGCUGUCCCGGGGAGCAGCUGGCCAGGCUCUUGCUCUUCCUCUUCACCGCUGUCCUGGCCCACCAGUGCCACUUCCGUGGGCACCCUCAGGAGGGCGGCAUGGGCCUCGACUAUGGCCUCACCAUCAAGCCCCUGGCCUUCCAGUUGCAUGCCGCACUCCGCGACAACGGGGACCUCCUGGAACGGGCCGCCUGGGGCCAGCAGGGCGAGGAAUCCGCAGAGAUCCCAGAUGCAAACGCAGCUCAGGGUGGGGAGUAA